AUGGCGAAUUCACUGGUGGAAAUACCACAAGAUAUCAUCGACAAUGUCAUUGCGGCACUCGGUAAUGACAAGAGUUCGCUCAAGCAAUGUGCCCUGGUUUCUUCCUCGUUCCUUCCCCCAAGUCGCAAGCAGUUAUUCUACAGCAUUAGUUUUGGAUUCAAUGUUGAAGCUUGCGACAGGCUUCAUCAAGCCCUUGUCCAGAAUCCACUCAACCCAUCCUUUGUCAGAAGGAUAUCUAUCAAUCAUCUUGAAGAUGGGGGUUCCAACCUUACUUUUGACCAGUUGGUACUCGCCAUUCUCCAACUCCCGUUCUGUCACCUGGAAGAACUUUCGCUCUCCGCUGUGGAUUGGAGUGGCUUUAGCGGUGAACUGAAGGAUGCGCUGUCGACUCUCAUGCAUUCACCCACCCUCAAAAUCCUCUACCUCACACAAGUCGACAGUGUACCACUUACCCUCUUCCGUGGCAUUGUUCAUCUUCCGAAAUUGUAUCUAAGGGGAGUCUGGUUCCACUCGCUGAAACCGAAGGGAGUGGCGACAACCGCUUCUCAAACGGUGGUUGACCAUUGUGUAUGGUCUUUCUGGUUUGCAACGGGUUAUCCCACCGAGGGGUCAUUCUUGCCAUUCAUGUCCCAUUUGCGCGUUCUUGAAAUCAACAUUGACCCAUCCUCCGCAACCAUGUCUGACUUUUCCGUCUUGUGCUAUUUGAUGUCCUCUCUUUGUGCCAGUCUCAGAUCCCCUGCAACACUCGAAUAUGUCAGGCUUAACAUUGCGUUCGAAGGCAAUGAUGAGCCCUUUGAUUAUGUUUCGUUUUACUCUGGUUUACGUUGCGAUCCUGUUUGGCGCAAUCUUGACUCCAUUGUAACGCGUCCGACUGGUUCACGGUUACAAAGAGUCGACAUCGAUAUCAGAUAUACCUUUCCUCAUGACGACAAUAUUGUGGAACCCUGCAACGAUAAAAUUUUGGCAGUCGUCCUUGAUAAUUUACCUUUACUUCGGGACAGAGGCAUUCUGUUCGUCGAAGCCAAGGCUAGAUAA
Molecule: messenger RNA, 1035 nt
Organism: Laccaria bicolor S238N-H82
Lineage: Eukaryota; Fungi; Basidiomycota; Agaricomycetes; Agaricales; Hydnangiaceae
Exons: 2
Coding region: 1-1035 (344 amino acids)
Source: RefSeq, a predicted model, not a curated record